Molecule: messenger RNA, 828 nt
Organism: Hansenula anomala
Lineage: Eukaryota; Fungi; Ascomycota; Saccharomycetes; Phaffomycetales; Wickerhamomycetaceae
Gene: RRP1
Product: Rrp1p
Exons: 2
Coding region: 1-828 (275 amino acids)
Biological process (GO): rRNA processing
Cellular component (GO): preribosome, small subunit precursor; nucleus; preribosome, large subunit precursor
Source: RefSeq, a predicted model, not a curated record
AUGAGCAAUAAUAUACAAACUUCAUCAUUUGUGAAGAAGCUAGCGGCAAAUGACCGUCCAACUAGAACAAAAGCAUUAGAAGCAUUACAAAAGUUUUUAUCACAUCCACGUAAAUUACCUUUAUUAGAAUAUGAAAAAUUAUGGAAGGGUCUAUACUACUCAAUGUGGUUCAGUGAUAGACCAAGACCUCAACAAAGAUUAGCUAGAGAUUUAUCUUCAUUAUUUGAUAUAAUUCCAAAACAAAAUUGGAAAUUAUUUAAUGAAAGUUGGUGGGUUAUUAUUUGUAAAGAGUGGCCUCAUAUUGAUCAUUGGAGAUUAGAUAAAUUCUUAAUGUUGGUUAGAUUCAACCUUAAUGCUAUGUUUGCUAGAUUAGAAAAAGAAGAAUGGGAUGAUGAAAUGGUUGAACAAUUUUUACAAGUUUUGAAAAAAAUUCCAUUAUCUGGUGAUAAAAAAAUACCUAAUGGGAUCCCAUUCCAUAUUAUUGAUAUCUAUGUUGAUGAAUUGGAGAAAGUGGUUUUCAAAGACGUUGAGGAAAAAGAUGAAGAUGAAGAAGAUGAAGAUGACGAACAGGAUGAUAUCAAUAAAAGAAAACAAGAUAUAAUAGAUAGUACACCUGUUGGAGAAUUGAUUUCAGUGUUUGAUGAAUUGAGUAAAGAGGCUGCAUACAAGACCCUAAGAGAAAAGAUCAGAGAUGAAGUGUUAAAAGAUGACAGAUUGAAACAAUGGGGUGUUGUUGAAGUGGUUGAAGAGGAAAAUGAUGAAAGUGAAGAGGAUACAGAAGAUGAUCAAAAUGAAGAUAGUGAAGAUGAAUGGAAUGGGUUUGAUUAA